Molecule: messenger RNA, 2500 nt
Organism: Sebastes umbrosus (honeycomb rockfish)
Lineage: Eukaryota; Metazoa; Chordata; Actinopteri; Perciformes; Sebastidae
Product: endothelial PAS domain-containing protein 1-like
Biological process (GO): regulation of transcription by RNA polymerase II; cellular response to hypoxia
Cellular component (GO): nucleus; transcription regulator complex; cytoplasm
Molecular function (GO): DNA-binding transcription factor activity, RNA polymerase II-specific; RNA polymerase II transcription regulatory region sequence-specific DNA binding; protein dimerization activity
Source: RefSeq, a predicted model, not a curated record
GUGUGACCGUCGUCCUGUCUCGUGUUUCCUGUUCAGGAGCAGCUCGGAGCGCCGUAAGGAGAAGUCUCGGGACGCCGCUCGCUGCCGGCGCAGCAAAGAGACAGAGGUGUUCUACGAGCUGGCCAACCAGCUGCCUCUACCACACAGCGUCAGCUCCCACCUGGACAAGGCCUCCAUCAUGAGGCUGGCCAUCAGCUUCCUGCGCACACGCAAGGUGGUAACCACAGGCUGCAGCGGCGGCGUUGACGGCGAUGAGGAAGGACAGAUGGACAGCCUGUACCUGAAGUCUCUGGAGGGCUUCGUCACCGUGGUAACGUCCGACGGCGACAUGAUAUUCCUGUCCGAGAACAUCAACAAAUUCAUGGGGCUCACACAGGUGGACCUGACUGGUCACAGCAUCUUUGACUUCACCCACCCAUGUGACCACGAGGAGAUCAAAGAAAAUCUCAGCCUGAAGACGUCCGGCAGCGGCUUCGGUAAAAAAGGCAAAGAGCUGAGUACUGAGCGAGAUUUCUUCAUGAGGAUGAAAUGCACGGUGACCAACAGAGGACGCACCGUCAACCUCAAGUCAGCCAGUUGGAAGGUGCUACAUUGCACCGGAACCCUGAAGACGUACAGCAGCUGUCCUCCUCGUGUGCUCUGCGGCUUCAAAGAGCCUCCGCUCACCUGCGCCGUCCUGAUGUGCGAACCCAUCGCGCACCCGUCCAACAUCGACACGCCGCUGGACAGCAGGACCUUCCUGAGCAGACACAGCAUGGACAUGAAGUUCACCUACUGCGACGAAAGGGUAUCAGAGUUGAUGGGUUACUCUCCUGAGGAUCUGCUGGGUCGGUCGGUCUACGACUUCUACCACGCCCUGGACUCAGACGGCGUCACCAAGAGCCACCACAACUUGUGUUCUAAAGGUCAGGCAGUGAGCGGUAAGUAUCGCAUGCUGGCUAAGAACGGAGGCUAUGUCUGGGUAGAGACCCAGGGAACUGUUAUCUAUAACAGCCGCAACUCCCAGCCCCAGUGCAUCGUGUGCAUAAACUACGUCCUCAGUGACAUCGAGGAGAAGUCGAUGAUUUUCUCCUUGAAGCAGACAGAAUCCGUGUUCAAGCCUCACCACAUGAACAGCUUCUUCAGCGCUGGAGGUGCAGGCGUCACCGGAGAGCCGGGAGACGCCCUCUUCACCAAACUCAAAGAGGAGCCGGAGGAGCUCGCACAGCUGGCUCCGACACCUGGAGACACGAUCAUCACCCUGGACUUCGAUCGUCCUCAGUGCGAGGAGCCCCAGCAGCCUGCAGGAUACACCACGGUGUCUGCCGCAGCUAUGCCCCCUCCGGGACCUCCGUCCUGGGCCAGCGAGAGCCACAGGCCUGCCCCUCCGGCGUCAGGUCCAAGGGACAUGGCUAACAUGGCCGGUGCAUUCACCGUGCAGCAGAAUCCGCCGCCGGGCAGCGCCACGCCGAGCCUCAGCAGCUGCUCCACGCCCAGCAGCCCAGGUGAUUACUACAGCUCAGUGGACAGUGACCUGAAGGUGGAGCUGACUGAGAAGCUGUUUGCUCUGGACACGGAGGGCAAAGACAGUCCUGAAAACACUGACAGGGACUUGAGUGACUUGGACCUGGAGACUCUGGCUCCGUACAUUCCGAUGGAUGGCGAGGACUUCCAGCUGAAUCCCAUCAUCCCAGAGUUGGAGCCCCUGGAGGGGGGAUCCAUGGGGAGCAGCAGCAGCAGCCUUUCUAAAUCCCAGCAGAGCUUCAGCAACAUCGCCAGCCUCUUCCAGCCGCUGUCCUCUCCUCCUCAGCCACAAGGCCACUACCAGCACCAGCCUGCUGCGUCCUGGGCCGCCGGCGAGAAGAGAGGCUCCGGCCAGGGCGCCGUGGACCCCCGGGCUGGGUCUUACAUACUUGGGCACAUGCAGAGUCCCCCGUACCAGGCUCCAGCCAGCACCCCUCUGUCCUCCAUAGGGGGUAGGCAGAAUCUGCAGUCCCCGGACCCUCUGUUAACCUACCAACAACAGCAAGGAGCCACCAAGACCUACAUGAGGGAAGCGCUAUCUGGAGAGGAGCGCCCGUCCUGCCAGCAGAACGUGACGCGCCUCUGUGCACAACACAGGUCCAUUGGUGAUUUUGUACAGGCCUACAGAGACAUGAGUCCAGCCAGAGUGGCCAUGGCCAACAGCAUCAAGCGCUCCUUCACUCAGAUGUCUGUGGGUGAAAGUACGCCAUCAGAUCUCAUAUGGAAGAUGAGGGGUGAUAGUUGUGCCGCCAUGGAUCGCUCCCUCAGCACAGGAUCACUGGCAGCGUCAGAGAUGAUGGGGAGGAUGAUGCAGGGCAGCGUGUCUUCGUGUCUCGGCUCUCUGCAGCAACACCGGAAGUGUCAGUAUCCAGUAAACGGGAUAAUAGGUGGUGCAAGCGAAACCCUUCCCCCAAAGAGCUGCAACUACACAUAUAACAUGCAGCCGUCCAACAAGAGCCAGGGUAUCGCUAGUCGUUUGCUGGGCCAUUCGUUCGAG